This is a messenger RNA of Branchiostoma floridae (Florida lancelet), 2296 nucleotides long. RefSeq lists its product as uncharacterized. The transcript is spliced from 20 exons. Gene Ontology annotation, molecular function: protein binding. The coding region runs from base 73 to 2286 and encodes 737 amino acids. The record is from RefSeq and is a predicted model, not a curated record. NCBI's taxonomy places the organism in Eukaryota, Metazoa, Chordata, Leptocardii, Amphioxiformes, Branchiostomatidae.
CUGUGUUUUCAGGGUCUUAAACAAAAGAGAGGAUUUGAUCCUGUACUCGUUCAUUUCUAUGAGCAAAGAGGAAUGACCAGUGCAAGUGGUAAAGAUCCAUUGGUACAAGAAGCAGCAAAACAGACUGGAAAAUCAGUUGACCAAGUUAAGAAUUUUAUCAGCAGUUACCGCAGGAGUAAGGGGCUUCAACGUAAACGGAAAUCACCAGCAGAAGAUUCAAGCAUCGCAGUAGCCAAAAAGAGUAGUCUCACCGCUGAAAAGACGAACAUGCUGGAAUCUGAGUCAGCAAGUCACAGUGCAGCAAGUGUCUCUUGUCAGGGGCUGAAUAUUGCAACAGCUACAGAAGACCAUGGGAGGGAAGAGAAGAGCACAGACAACAGAGACACGGUGAAAGUUAAACAAGAGUUCGUGGAGGGAGCCAGCCCUUAUCCUGCAAGUAGCUCUUUGUCCCUCCACACGGCAACCUUGGCUAGUAAACAUGGACCUGCAGUAGGUGUAAUGGCAGCUGGUGCGAGUGUGACUGCACAGACUGACCGGGGUGCCCCAAACGUUGUCGUGCAACAGCAUGUACACCAUCACCUGUACUAUCAUGUAAGAUUUCACCUUUAUGACUUUUCGAUGACAAAUUUACAUCAUGUUGCCAUCCUUUACCUGUGUGUUCUACAGGAAAGCAGUACUCAACAAGCUGACGUGAGACGACAUACAGAAACAAUAGCGUCACAAGGUGCCGGUGAAGCUGUGAAGGGCAAAAACUUUCAAGAGCUGGGCGGCCAACGUCGUCCCAAGUCCGUGGAAGUAUUGCAGCUACACGAACCUGAGAAAGGCACAAAGAAAACGGGAAGCACUGGGCAGAAGAGAGCAUUUGAUCCUGUACUUGUCCAGUUUUACGAGGAACGAGGAAUGACCACAGCUAGCAUCAAAGAUCCAUUGCUGCACGAAGCUGCAAAACAGACUGGGAAAACUGUUGCCCAGGUUGCGAGAUUCAUUGGCAAUUAUCGCUGGAGCAAGGGAGAAAGCAAACAGAAACCACCGACAAAUGUUUCAAGCGAUACGGCGAAGAAUGAGAGUACCUCCACAGGAAAGAGCACCUCGGCCGAUCUAACCAGUCCUGCUGCAGCAAGCUCCUCUCGUCCGAUGCUAAAUACUGGAUCAAUCAGAGAUCAGAAAGAGAGGGAGAGGAAAGAAGAGGCAUUACGAGGAGCGGCAGAGAAAGGCCAGACUACCAGGGUCAUACAGCUGUUAGCAGAGGGGAUCAAUCCUAAUGCUGCUGGCCGCCGUUUGCAAAACACUCCCCUGCAUCUGUCAGCCGAGAAUGACCACCAUGAAACUGUAUCAACUUUACUGAAAGCCGGCGCAGAUACAACCAUCAGGGACAAAUGGCUAAGGACUGCCCUGCACUUGGCAGCCCGGAAUGGUCACCUUAGAACCCUGUCAGCUUUGUUGGCAGCCAAUGCAGACGUGAAUGCGCGGAACGAUAAGCUAAGAACUCCCCUGCAUGUGGCAGCCAUGAAUGGCCACCCUGAAACAGUAACAGCUUUACACACAGCCGGUGCAGAUGUGAACAUAUGGGAUGAUGAGCAAAAGACCCCCUUGCACCUGGCAACAGAGAAUAUGUGCCAUGAAGCUGUAUCAGCGUUACUGACAGCUGGUGCAGAUGUGAACACAUGGGACGAUGAGCAAAUCACUCCCCUGCACAUGGCAGCAAGGGCUGGCGACCAUGAAACUGUGUCAGCUUUACUGAAAUCUGGAUCAGAUGUGACUGCACGGGACAAGCAGGGCAACACCCCUCUUGGAGAUGCGGAACAACGAGGUCAUCACGAAUGCGUCAAAAUACUGCAGCAACACGGGGUUGACAGAAAUGAGGAGGCUCCUCGGCGAAAAGGGGGGAUUGAUCCUGUACUCAUCCAGUUCUACGAAGAACGAGGAAUGACUUCUGCUAGUAUCAAAGAUCCCUUGGUGCAAGAAGCUGCAAAAAAGACUGGGAAAACUAUUACACAAGUUGUGAAUUUCGUCAGCAACUACCGCAGGAAAAAGGGAGUGACCAAACAGAGACCACCGGCAGACGGUUCAGGGAAGACAACCACUUCAGAUACAGCACGUGCCGCUGUGCAGGUUCCGAAUGUAGGGUCAGCUAUGGAUGAAAACGAACGCCAAAGGAAAGAAAAGGUAUUCUUGUGGUUCAGAUUGCAAAAUGAAAUGGCAGAACAGUUUAAGGGUAACCAGUUUCUGUAUUACACACAUGUAAUAAUGCAUUUAUAUAUUUUUACUACAAUUCUAAUUUGUUGAUGAGCUGCAG